AUGUCUGAAAAGGCGCGAGCAAGUGCCUCAAAAGCGGCGGCGCCACGGGCAUUGGUGACUAUUAUCAUCUCCUCUCUUGCAGUUUCUGCGGCCAUUAUUGCGUAUGGAGGGCUACCACUUUUUCGGGGAGAAACGCACGUUUUCCGUAAUAACCAUCUAGAGCAAGAAAGACUUCAGACGGUCCUCCAGCGAUGUGAAACUCUUCGAAUAAAGCCAGACGGUCUAAUGCCCAAUUUUACGGAGACACACACAUCAAAUCGUGUCCACCAUCGAGAAAUAGUCAAGUCUAUCGUGAUUUCAAAUGCCACCAUAUUUACAGGUAUCAAGGAUGGGAAUAUCGUGAGAGGGGAAAUAUUGCUGGAAAACGGUGUAGUGCGGGCCAUUGGACAACACGUUCCGCGAGAUCUCGUUCAAGCUGGUCACGCAUCGGUUGUGGAUGCUCAAGGAGCGUGGGUUACGCCUGGUUUAGGUGUGUCUGUGUUCUUUGGCAAUAUCUUAUCAUUUAAUUUGGGAUCCCUCCACACUUCAAGUUAA
Marasmius oreades (fairy-ring Marasmius) is the source of this 534-nucleotide messenger RNA. RefSeq lists its product as uncharacterized. The record is from RefSeq and is a predicted model, not a curated record. The transcript has a single exon. Lineage: Eukaryota; Fungi; Basidiomycota; Agaricomycetes; Agaricales; Marasmiaceae. The coding region runs from base 1 to 534 and encodes 177 amino acids. Gene Ontology annotation, molecular function: hydrolase activity, acting on carbon-nitrogen (but not peptide) bonds.